Molecule: messenger RNA, 7000 nt
Organism: Malaclemys terrapin pileata
Lineage: Eukaryota; Metazoa; Chordata; Testudines; Emydidae
Gene: AP5Z1
Product: adaptor related protein complex 5 subunit zeta 1
Exons: 17
Coding region: 94-2529 (811 amino acids)
Cellular component (GO): AP-5 adaptor complex
Source: RefSeq, a predicted model, not a curated record
UGCCGGAAGUGGCCGGGGAGGGAGCGGAAACAAUGUGGCUCCUUCCUCCGCUGCCCUAAAGCCCUAUUAUGCCCAUUGACUAGCAGCGGCGGGAUGUUCACGCCGGGGGCGGAAAACUUCCUGCGGCAGGCCAGGGAGAUCCAGGAUGAAGAACUGAGAAAGUUUAGUUCCCGAAUCACAAGCCUUCUCCAGAAUCAUGACCUGGGAAAUGAUACCAUUGACUGUUUACAGAGACUUUUCCUUAUUGUUUCAGCCACAAAAUAUGGCCGGAAGUUGGAUGGCAAAUUUGUAGAGCUGUUGCAGAAAGUACUGUGUCUGCCCAAGUGUCCUGAGCAGAUUCAGGCGCUGUGUGCUGCCAUCUUGAGAGAGAUGUCACCCAGCAAUGAUCUGAUCCUAUCCUGCGAUGAAAUCCAGGAUGCAAAGCUCUUGAGUCUAGUGUCCUCCAUCCUCUUGGCUCAGGGAAAUAAAAAGGCUGAGGUGUUAGCAGUGGGGCAGCGUGUUGUAAAAGUCCUGGAAGGGCGACUGCCUGAGGGUCACAGUUCACGGCACCUUCUUCCUCUACUCUCCAAGAGCAUCAGUCUAUCGCCAGCAAGCCUAACUGAAGAUCAGACCAAUCUGGUCAAUAAAAGGAUGGUGGACUGGCUGAGAUACGCAAGUGUUCAGCAAGGAGUUGCACAGCCCUCUGGAGGCUUCUUCUCCAAUCCCAGGGCAAGGCAGCCUGGCCCUGUCACAGAGGUGGAUGGUGCAGUUGCCACAGACUUCUUCACCGUGCUCUCGAUUGGUCAAUAUUACACAGAGGACCAGUGGCUCAACAUGCAGGCCUUUUCCAUGCUGCGCAAGUGGCUGCUGUGCUAUGGGAGCGAGGGGGCAAACAGCCCUAAUUCGGAUGACAAAUCAGAGGUAGAUGGGUCUAUCAUGUCCAUGGUCUCUGCUACCUCCACCUCCAGUCGCCUGCUUCCUCCAAAGGAGCGUCUAAGAGAGAAGGCUUUUGAAUACUGCCAGCGGCUUAUCGAGCAAAGCAACCGGCGGGCCCUGAAGAAACCAGAUGGGGACCUGCAAAAAGCUUGUCUCAUCGAGGCUGUCACUAUCAUGGAUAUUAUCUGCAGGCAGGACUCCUCCUAUGUGUACCGGACGCUCUCCUGCCUGAAGAUCUUGCAUGGCAGAAUCAGUGGGGACCUUGCUUAUGCCAGGGCACUGCUGCCCAUUGCUCAGUUCUUCCUGAACCACAGUGAGACAGCAGCGGUGGAUUCAGAGGCAGUUUACAAGCACUUGUUCACCAGGAUUCCUGCUCAGCUCUUCCACAGCCCAAUGCUGGCCUUUGAGUUUAUCCAGUUCUGCAGGGACAACGUCCAAUUCUUCACAGAGAACCUCAGCAUCUUCAGAAGGAGCUUCCCAAACCUCUUCAAGCUCCUAGCAUGGAAUAGCCCAGCCUUGAUCUCUGAGUUCAUGGACCUUCUGCCAGCUCUGCUUGGUGCAGACACAGCCAUCGAGAUCUUUCACUUGCUGCUUGACCUGCCGUGUUUGGUGGCUGCUCUGGACAUCCAGCUGAGAGCUGCCUCUGCUCCCAUCUCGGAGAGAGCCACCUGGGAUCCUGCUGCCAAGCCAGCCAGCUGCCUGGAGGCCUUCCGCCACCCGCUCUACAGAGGCACCUUUCAGUAUCUCCUCCGGAUUGAGACCGCCCCCAGAGACUCCCCUGAGCGGUUGGCUCCCCUUCGCCAGCUGCUGGGGUCCAUGGCCAGCUGUCCCCGGGUUGUGCAGUGUGCAGACACCAUCCCUGUCUUACUGCAGCUCUACUUCGGCGUGGUGGCAGAGUUUGCAGAUGGGCCCCUGAUAAACCAGCUGGUGUUGGUGCUGCUGGAGAGGAGUGAGCAGCUCUACGAGAUCCCGACGUUUAAGGCCGAUGUCCAUAGAGUGCUGAGCUCCCAGCUGGUGCUUCUGUGUAAGCUGUACCCCUCCCUGGUAGUGGAACUGUCCAAGGAGCUUCUGGAGUUUUCAGGAACUGUCAGCAACAUCCGGAACAAAGAGGAUAUCUUCACCUACGUGGUCUGGGCUAUUGGAGAGUACAUGUCUGUCUCAUACGACAAAAGGUGCACCGUGGAGCAGAUCAACAAGUUCUUCGAAGCCCUGGAGGCCAUGCUGUUUGAAAUCACGCAACUCCGGCCCUCAGCCAGCAUCCCCAAGUAUUCGCCACGUGUCAUCACGGUUCUCAUGACGACGCUGACCAAACUGGCAUCACGCAGCCAAGAUUUGAUCCCUAGGAUGUCCCUGUUCCUGUCCAAGAUGAGAGCAUUUGUUCAGAGCCCGGCCAUGGCCUCGGUGUACAGCGAGGAAGACAAUGAGGAGAUCCUGACCCGGGCCGCUGAGCUGAUGAACCUGUUGAAAAUGCCCAGCGUGGCUCAGUUUGUGCUGACGCCAUCAGCGGAGGUUGCCAGCCCACGGUUUCACCGAGACACUAACGUGUCCCUGCCUCUCGCCAUGAAGACGGCCAGCCGGCUGUUAGAAAGGGGGACUGGCUUCGUGCCAGGGUGAGGUGAUGGCAGGUCUGAGUGUACACUGCAGAGCUCUGACUGACGAGACCUGGCUGGCUCUGUGCUGUAUUUUGACUAACCUGCUGCUGCUGACUCUGCUUAACGGAACAUGGGGAAGGUGGAGGGACGAGGCUGUGCUCCAAGCUGCACCUUCCUGGAAAUGGGCAAUAAAGGACGGCAAAGAGGAAUAACCAGAGCCAACAGUUUCUGUCUUCGAGCCUGACCGUGUGGUUUGUGUCUUUCCUCUCGUGGGUGGCUGUUCUGCCCUCGGCCCCUGCAGCAGGAAGUGUUUCCACUGACUCUUCUCGAUGUUCCUGCUGUGGGACUCGGGUCCUGGCCCGCCCGGGGAGAUCAGUGACAUCACCCCCAUGAGACAGGAGCAGCUCACUCCCUCAGCAUGCACCCCAGACAGACAAACCCAGGGAUACAGGGGAAGGGCGCUGGCUAGUGUAUGUGAAUUGGGGUUUGCUGGAGGGGCCCAGCCUGCUUCCCUUCGCAGCUCAUGGCAGCAGCCAAAGGAGCUCUGGCCUGGAAGAUUCUGAAAAUCCAGAGGGCCGACUCCACAGCAAGUCCCUUGAGGGGCACUUUGCCCUGUCCUACCGCUCAGCCAUUAUGUGUCGUCUUUUCCUUCUCCUUUGCUCUGACUGCAUUGUGACUCCUCCUGCUGUUCCUACCCCACCUGCUCUGCUCGUAACAGGUGCUUAGAGCAAGAUGGCAAGUCCUGUGGCCAGGAAAUGGUGUGAAGUGUAGGCAGCUUGUGGGAAUGAUUUAGGUAAGCGAGGGUUUGCCCGUUCCCUUUUUGUUCUAAAGUUAAAUUGAACCUGGCGAGGCCUAAACAGGCUCCAAACCACUGCCACCAGAAUGGAGCUUAGGGAGGUUUUAUUGGAUCCAGUUUAUUUUUCACACCAAGAACAACUCCUUGAACAUAGCAGCCCUGUAACCGGGGGGCACUGAUCUUUGUUCCAGGUCUGCACUAGAACUAUAUACAUUGUAGAGUUGUACAGUAUUAACAAGAAUGGGGGAGUGGUCAUGCCCCUUUCUGCUAGGGUUACCAUAUUUAAAAAAUAAAAAAAGAGGACACUCCACGGGGCCCUGGCCCCUUCCCUGCCCCAACUCCCCCCAUUCCCCAAAGUCCCCGCCCUAACUCCCCCUCCUCCCUCCCAUCCACGCGAAAAGGGCUGCCCCAGCGCUACCGGCUUCACUGUUUGCCGGGCAGCCCCCAGACCCUACGCCCCCGGCCGGCGCUUCCCCAGCGCAGCUGGAGCCCGGGAGGGGAAGUGCCCAGCUGGGGGCGCAGGGUCUGGAGGCUGCCCGGCAAACUGUGAAGCCGGUAGCGCUCGGGCUUCGGGCAGCCCCCAUGCCUCCGGACCCUGCGCCCCUGGCCGGGCGCUUCCCCUCCCAGGCUCCAGCAGCUGUGCUCCUCCCCUGACUCUUUGGCUCUGUUUAAGAGCCAAGCUGCCCGAGCGCUACUGGCUUCGGGCAGCCCCCGUGCCCCCGGAGCCUGGGAGGGGAAGUGCCCGGCUGGCGGCCCAGGGUCCGGAGGCAUGGGGGCUGCCCGAAGCCGGUAGCACUCGGGCAGCUCGGCUCUUAAACAGAGCCGAAGAGUCAGGGGAGGAGCACAGCAGCCGCAGGAGGGGAAGUGCCCGGCCAGCGGUAUUUUUCCCGGACAUGUUCAGCUUUUUGGCAAUUCCCCCCGGGCGGGGGUUUGAUUACCAAAAAGCCGUACGUGUCCGGGAAAAAACGGACAUAUGGUAACCCUACUUUCUGCUGCUGGCAGCGAGCGUGUGCCCUCCAGGGGCCCCUGACUUUGCACUCAGGCAAUAGGAAUAUUUAGCAGAGUAUGCAGUGCUAACUAGAGACAGUUGGGGACUGACUGCUUGGUGCUUCCCAUCCAGCUGUGGAGGCUGGCUGAUUCUACUGUGGGGUGAGUUAUGCUGUUCUCCUUAGGGGGGCGGGCUGCAAAGCUGGAGAGCAGUAUGUGUGUGGCCUGCUCUGGUACUGCUGAAUCAAGCCAUAGCUGGGCCUGCUUUGUCAUGCUGCAAACUCAGGCUCUUGCACCCUGGGCUGGGACAAGCGGGGCUGCAGGGGGAUCUACAUGAUUCCCUGGAGGCUCGAGGGCAGUUCUUGUGCCUGUCUCUGCAGCCCUCAGCUGGCAGGGGCAUGGACGGGGGGGUGCUUCCAGAGCUCAGUGGAGGAAGGUCAAGCUGAUGUUCACAGUUCUUUUGACCGUUACUAAGGCAGCAAGAGCCUUGAGCUGUCUUCCUGCGGUUACCUGCUUCUGUUCCAAUUAAAGGGUAUCUCUAGUCACUGCUGUGCAGGUGGCCUAGCCCGGGUGUUCUGAGUAUGCCAUAGCACAGAAGCCAGACACUAGCCUUCUGUGGUUAUUUCUGUCAGCCUGGAGAGCUGCAAUGGGGGUUUGGAUGCCUUGCCCAUGAGGCUACACAGAACCCUGUGGCAUGGUGGGUGGGCUAACCCCGCACUUCCACCUUACAGUGAUCAGUUUGUGGUUUUACCAUUGGCUUCAGAGGGGAGGGUUUUCUCUCUCUCUGCUUGCUAACCCACACACAGAGCUCAUCUACAACAGCCUGGAAGAAUAUACUUGCACUUAAAACAUUUCCCCACAUGGUAGAGCAGCCGCCUUGCUUUGCUGCUGGCAGGAGAGAGCAGAGUGAUUUGUGUGGGCUCUUAGGAAUAAGCAGUUCAAGCUGUGACUGACUUUCCAAAAAGGGAAUGUCUCUUUCAAGGCCAGACACUGUUUAACAUCAGCAGCAUGGCAGUUGCAGGCAGUUCUGAGCAGCCGAGGUAUGCAGAAGAUGGGAUGGUGCAUGGGAGACAGAAUCAGGCCCGUGGCACACUCCCCAGCUCUGCCUGUAUACUACAGCACUGGCUACCCCUUUUAAAACUACCUCUGAUUUGGCAUCCACAUUCAACUACCCCCAGAGCUACUUUUAGUUCGAUUUACAUACCUGCUGGGGCCUGCAACUUGGCUACUAGCCAUCUGACUGCUGCCCUUUCCACUUAGUCAAGUCCAGCUGCAAAAGUAGCGGUGCCUUCAAAAGUAUGACCUUAGCUUUAUGGGCGGGAGGUUUGACUUCUUCGCUUACUAAUGAGCUACAGGCUGCCUGCUACGGAUUUCUGGCUUAUUCCACCAAUCUAACCCCCUGCCCCAUUUUUGUCCUACAUGACUACAAGGGUGUUAACCGGCCGCUUCCCCUUGAAUGGUUAGAAUAUGUGGUAAGUACUUAUGCUAAACUGUCUGUUGGAUCUUGUAGUUAGCAGUGCCCCUCCCAGACCUGAAGCAGAGCUCUGUGUAGCUCAACCGUGUUGUGUGUGUGUGUCUCUCUCUCUCUCUCUCCAACAGUAGUUGGUCCAGUACAAAAGAUUGCCUCCCGCACCGUGUCUCUCCAAUAGCCUGGACUUGCCCCUGCAAUAGGAUAAGGCAUCACCCAUGCAGCCACUCUGCCUGGGUGCAGCCAUGUCUCCAUUUUGUAAUGGAGCACAGGUUGCAGCUGUGAGUACUUUACCAAAGCAAGAGGUCAUAUUAGUUCACCUGGGCUGGGGGCUUCACAGCGUAACAGUCUCUGCCCAGGCCAAUGUCGCUGAAAGCUGUUGAAGCUUCAGUGACACAGAGAAGAUUUAACACUAGCUCCCCUGUGCAACAGGGCCAAUGCUAGAGCAGGGGAGCGGCUCGCUCCCUGGUGUGGGACGGUGAUGAGGAAAGGAGAAGGACCCUUCCAGCAGCGCCCUCUUGCCAAGCCUGGGAGCGGUUGCAGCUGCUCUCACACUGUUUUCUCUCUGCUGUAGCCACUUUCCAUCCCCAGUGCAGGGCCCAGGGGUGAUGGGCCUAGUGUAGCAGCAGCAAGGCACCACACUAGGGCAGGGUGAACUGACUCUCAGGCUGUGCUGUGGAGGAAGUGAAGGUAACACAUCAGUUCCACCAAGACAGCCCCACACGUCAGCUUACGGUGCUAAAGCCUGUCCUUGUAAAGUCACAGCUGGGCUUGCUACUGCCUGUGCAGCCCCCCAGUCAUUUCCGGCACCCAGGCUGUUCUGUCAUUUCUUAGUACGUAAAACACCCCCACCCCUGGGAAUCCAGCUUGAAGGGUGAGAGGGGGACAUUCUGCUGCCACCUUUCACAGCCCAGCCACCCAGGAACCUCCGUUUGUAAUAAACGUUCCCUGGCAGUUCUGGCCUACGAUAACUGUAAUUGUUAUGUUAAUCACUAGGUGUUCAAAAUCUCCCAGGUGCCAGCGCUAGGUAACACAAUAAUUGCAACAGCAGCCACUGGGGCCCCCUGCCCCCAAUCAGGCAAGCUCGUCUACCAGCCCUGCCGUGCCCACUGAGUGCAGAGGAAUGGAAUAGCUUGUUCCUAACCUCGGUGGAGCCCACGAGCACUCUGCCUGCCUGGAACGGGAUCUCCCCUCUGCCAAGAGGAGCGUGGGGUGGACUAUGCAAACCCCAUGCUGAGGCUG